Dipodomys ordii (Ord's kangaroo rat) is the source of this 2765-nucleotide messenger RNA. It is a transcript of the gene C7, whose product is annotated as complement component 7. The record is from RefSeq and is a predicted model, not a curated record. The transcript is spliced from 18 exons. Gene Ontology annotation, biological process: immune response. Gene Ontology annotation, cellular component: membrane attack complex. Gene Ontology annotation, molecular function: protein binding. Lineage: Eukaryota; Metazoa; Chordata; Mammalia; Rodentia; Heteromyidae. The coding region runs from base 87 to 2618 and encodes 843 amino acids.
AAGGGGUGAGAUUUCUGGGCUCUUCCUGUAAGUUGAAAACUUGCCUGCGCGGAGAGAGAAAGUUUUCCUCUUCUCUUUUCCCAAACAUGAAGACAAUCAGCUUCCUUAUCUUGGUGGGAUUUACAGGAGAGCUCCAAGUAUUUUCAAGUGGCUCCUCUCCAGUCAAUUGCCGGUAUGAUUCCUAUGGCCCAUGGUCAGAAUGCAGUGGCUGUACCAAGACUCAGACUCGCCGGCGGUUGGUGGCUGUGUAUGGGCAGUAUGGAGGCCAGCCAUGUGCUGAAAGUGCUUUUGAAACACAAGCGUGUGAGCCCACACGAGGGUGUCCCAUAGAGGAGGGCUGUGGAGAACGUUUCAGGUGUUUUUCAGGUCAGUGCAUCAGCAAGUCAUUGGUUUGCAAUGGAGAUUCUGACUGUGAAGAAGACGGUGCUGAUGAGGACAGAUGUGAGGACUCAGAAAGCAGACCUUCCUGUGACAUUGACAAACCUCCUCCCAACAUAGAACUCACUGGCAACGGUUAUAAUGCACUCACUGGGCAGUUUAGGAACAGAGUCAUCAACACCAAAAGUUUUGGGGGCCAAUGCAGGAAAGUGUUCAGUGGGGAUGGAAAAGAUUUCUACAGACUGAGUGGAAAUAUUCUCUCCUAUACAUUCCAGGUGAAAGUAAAUAAUGAUUUUAAUUAUGAAUUUUACAACAGUAGUUGGUCUUACAUAAAACACACCUCUACAGAAUAUACAUCAGCCAGCAGGCGCAAGUCCUUUUUCAGAUCUUCAUCGUCGAAUUCACGGAGUUAUACAACAAAUACCAAGGAAAUGUCCAGGAAAAAGAGUUAUAAAUUGUUAGUUAUUCAGAAUACUGUUGAAGUGGCUCAAUUCAUUAAUAACAAUCCAGAAUCUUUACAACUUGCGGAGCCAUUCUGGAAAGAACUUUCCCACCUACCUUCUCUGUAUGACUAUAGUGCCUACCGAAGAUUAAUUGACCUGUAUGGGACACAUUAUCUGCACUCUGGAUCCUUAGGAGGAGAAUACAGAGUUAUAUUUUAUGUGGACUCAGGAGAGAUCAAACAAAGUGGUUCAGGUUCAAGAGAGGAGAAGGGGUGCAGUUCCUCUGAUUUCAAGUUUAUCUUUACAUCAUCGCGAUCCAAAUGCAAGGAACUGGAAGAUGCAUUAAAAUCAGCUUCAGGAACCCAGAGCAAUGUGCUGCGAGGAGACCCAUUUAUCACAGGGGGAGAAGCAGCAUUUGUAGCUGGUCUUAGUUUCCUAGAUUUGGACAAUCCUGCUGGAAACAAAAGGCGAUAUUCUGCCUGGGCACAAUCGGUGACUAAUCUUCCCCAAGUCAUAAAACAAAAGCUGACACCUUUAUAUGAGCUGGUAAAGGAAGUACCUUGUGCUUCUGUGAAGAGAUUGUACCUGAAACGGGCUCUCGAGGAGUAUCUGGAUGAAUCGGACCCCUGCCAUUGUCAGCCUUGCCAAAAUGGUGGCAUAGCCACCGUGGCCGGGACCCAGUGUCAGUGUCAUUGCAAACCAUACACAUUUGGCGUGGCAUGUGAGCAAGGAGUUCUGGUAGGGAAUCAAGCAGGAGGGGUUGAUGGAGGCUGGAGUUGCUGGACCACUUGGGGUCCCUGUGUUCAAGGGAAGAAAACAAGGAGUCGAGAAUGCAAUAACCCACCUCCUAGCGGGGGUGGAAAGGCCUGUAUUGGCGAAACAACUGAGAGCAGGCCCUGCCAGGCCGAGGAGCUGGAGCAUCUGCGAUUACUUGAACCACAUUGUUUUCCUUUGUCUUUGAGUCCAAAAGAAUUUUGUCCACCACCUCCUUCCUUAAAAGAUGGAUUUGUUCAAGGAGAAGGUGCCACAUUUCCUGUUGGGAAAAACAUAGUAUAUGCUUGCAAUGAAGGAUACUCUCUUAUUGGAGAUCCUGUUGCCAGAUGUGGACAAGAUUUACAGUGGCUUGUUGGGGAAAUGCGUUGCCAGCAACUCUCCUGUGUUCUACCCGAACUGCCGAAUAGCAUACAGAGUCAUCCCCACAAACCUUUCUACACAGUUGGUGAGAAGGUGACUCUUUCCUGUUCAGGUGGCAUGUCCUUAAAAGGUCCUUCAGUGUUUCUCUGCGGCUCCAGUCUUAAGUGGAGUCCUGAGAUGAGCAACGUCCAGUGUGUCCACAAAGCUAUUCCUACAACACAAGCAAUGCCUGAAUGUAAACGCUGGGAGAAACUGCAGAAUUCACGGUGCAUUUGUAAAAUGCCCUAUGAAUGUGGAUCUUCCCUGGAUGUAUGUGCUAGAGAUGAGAGAAGCAAAAGGACACUGCGUCUGACAGUAUGCAAGCUGCACGUUCUCCACUGUCAGGGUAGAAAUUACACUCUUACUGGUAAGGACAGCUGUGCUCCGUCAGCCCCAACUGAGAAAGCUUGUGGUGCCUGUCCACUGUGGGGACAAUGUGAUGCCCAGAGAAGCAAGUGUGUCUGCCGAGAAGCCUCGGAUUGCCAGGAAGAAGGGUUUAGCAUCUGUGUAGAGGUGAAUGGCAAGGAGCAGACCAUGUCUGAGUGUGAGGCGGGUAGCCUGCAAUGCCGAGGGCAGAGCAUCUCCAUCACCAGCAUAAAGCCCUGUGCUGCAGACACCCCGUAGUCUCGUUAGCAGGUGGCUGGGGCUGAGUUAAAACAGCUGAACAACCGGCACCUACAAUACCUUUCCAGCACGAAGCACAUUCUGUUUCUCUAGUGUAUACUUCAUGCUUCCACUCUCCUCCACCUGCAGAAAUAAACCCUUUGUUCU